Branchiostoma floridae (Florida lancelet) is the source of this 1011-nucleotide messenger RNA. RefSeq names its product zinc finger protein 239-like. The coding region runs from base 1 to 1011 and encodes 336 amino acids. Gene Ontology annotation, cellular component: nucleus. Gene Ontology annotation, molecular function: RNA polymerase II transcription regulatory region sequence-specific DNA binding; DNA-binding transcription factor activity, RNA polymerase II-specific. The transcript is spliced from 3 exons. NCBI's taxonomy places the organism in Eukaryota, Metazoa, Chordata, Leptocardii, Amphioxiformes, Branchiostomatidae. The record is from RefSeq and is a predicted model, not a curated record. Gene Ontology annotation, biological process: regulation of transcription by RNA polymerase II.
AUGAACAACACUGGAAAUCCUGGGAAGGAGAUGGACCGUGCCGAACACCCUGGGAAGGACAGUGACAGCAGGGUGACCUUGACAACAACCAUGGGCCUGCAAAAGGAAACGUGUGAAGUGAACUUUUCCCAUCCUGACAACACAUCAACCUCACAGGAAAAUACCCUAGGCCCAUGUCUUGUACCUCGGUCCUUUAUCCCAGCUCAGGGUGUUGAAAAUCAUGUUGUUAAACAGACUGGUGAGACACGCUACAUGUGUGAGGUAUGUGGGUCCAGGACGGCUAGAAAAUGUAACUUAGCCCUACAUAAGAGAACCGAUACGGAAGAAAUCUCUUUCGAGUCUGACCAGCGUGACUAUUCUGAGGCUCAAAAAGGCCAUUUGGACAAUCACCGGAUACCAAAAACUAGUGUUGACAAACCCUACAUGUGUGAGAAGUGUGGGUACGGAACAUCAUCACAGAAAUCCGCUUUGAACACCCAUCUAAAAACGCACACUGGCGAGAAACCCUUCAUGUGUGGAGAGUGUGGACACCGAACGAUGACAAAGCUCUUGCUAGUCCAACACAUGAGAACCCAUACAGGUGAAAAACCUUAUGGCUGUGAUCUGUGCGAGUAUUCUGCAGGGGUGAAAGCUUGUUUAGAACGGCACAUCAUGGUAAAACACACGGGUGAGAAACCUUACAAGUGUAGCGAGUGUGAAUUCAAGACGGCCGAUAGCUCCCAUUUUUACAAACAUAUGAAAAAACAUUCUGGUGAGAAGCUACCCCCGCGUAAGAAAUCACAUAAGUGUGGUGAGUGCGACUAUUCAACAUCACAGAAAUGCCGGUUGGACCAACACAUCAUAAGUAAACACUCCGGGGAGAAACCCUACAGGUGUGACAAGUGCGACUUGAGAACUGCCUCCAAGUCCCGUCUAUCUCUACAUAUGAGAAAACAUGAGAACCCCUACAAAUGUCACCAGUGUGACUUUUACGAAAGAAAAAUCAUACCUGUGCGAAGAGUGCGGAUAUAG